Messenger RNA from Protopolystoma xenopodis, 294 nucleotides. Lineage: Eukaryota; Metazoa; Platyhelminthes; Monogenea; Polystomatidea; Polystomatidae. The record is from the annotation of a GenBank genome assembly.
AUGCUCUGCACCAACGUCUUCCAGACUCUCUGGCCUGGUCCGCUCCCGGAUGAUGACCUUGACGUUCGACCGGUCUCAACUGAGGAAAGCAUUUUAGCGAGACAGAACCGACUUGUUGUUAAGGCAACAGGGCCACGUGGACCCGAAGCAUACUGGCGUGUACAUAAGGUGGGCCAGAGGGUCCGUCGAUUCGAGUCCCUCUCUUGGCCUGGCCACUACCUGCGGCUCAUCGAUCAUGCAUGUGAUGUAAUGGUGCGUUUUAUUAUCUCAGUAUCUUCUGCCUACUCUUUCUAA